This is a messenger RNA of Cydia strobilella, 1279 nucleotides long. It is a transcript of the gene Or-36, whose product is annotated as odorant receptor 49b-like. Gene Ontology annotation, cellular component: plasma membrane. The coding region runs from base 43 to 1263 and encodes 406 amino acids. Lineage: Eukaryota; Metazoa; Arthropoda; Insecta; Lepidoptera; Tortricidae. Gene Ontology annotation, molecular function: odorant binding; olfactory receptor activity. The transcript has 5 exons. Gene Ontology annotation, biological process: detection of chemical stimulus involved in sensory perception of smell; sensory perception of smell. The record is from RefSeq and is a predicted model, not a curated record.
ACAGCGUUAGACUUAUCUUUGGAAGCCAUCCAACGUUCAAAGAUGUCGAUAGAAGGAUAUAAACAAACUAGAAAUAAAAUAACAUCGCGUUUUUCGCUUCAAAACAUGCUAAAGUGUCUUGAAGACCCUGAACACCCGUCAAUGGGUCCGUUUCUCCGUUUUAUGAACCUUACGGGACACUGGCACCCGAACAUGGAAUUAAAAUCCACCCGUUUCAAACAGUUGGUAUAUUACAUAACAAUGACCUUUUUCUGCAGCCAGUAUUUAAAAUGUUUGAUAAGUUUAGAUCCCAGUGCUUUCAUUUUCAUUCUACAAACCGUCCCUUUUCACUUGGCCAUACCUAGGGCGGUCUUUUUCCGAAAGGACCAUCAUCUCUGGCAGAAACUGAUCGACUAUAUGUCACGCACAGAGCUGCGACAGCUCUCUGACGAAGAUGGAGAAGUUAUCGACGUUAUGGAGGAGUAUAUUAGGAGGAGUAGAAGAGUCAUUUACACAUUUUGGUUCAUGGUUAUCUGUGUCAAUACAAGUUUGUGCAUUGAGCCGUACGAGAAAAAUCAAAUUGUGGAGAAUGGAACGGAUAUUUACGUACCAUUUUUCCAAAUAUACGUUCCUUUCAACCAAGAGGUUCCACCAGGAUACUAUUAUUCUAUGGCUCUUCAGACAAUUAUAGCUAAUAUAAUGAGUUCUUAUGUCAUCUCUUGGGACUCGUUGGUAAUAUCUACGUUCAUAUUUUUCGCCGGUCAGCUCAAGAUUUCUCGCGUCUAUUGUACCAAAGUUAUAGACCCUGAGAGCAAAGAACGAAGUCACGAGAAUAUUAUAAAAUUUCACCGUUUCCACACGUCUCUCAUCGAGCACCAGAAAUUAUUACAAAAAUUGAUAUCAUCCCCGAUGUUUAUAUACUUUAUUGUGAUAUCUUCAAACCUAGGAUACUGCAUCAUACAAAUCUCAAAAGCGUCAGGCGAUUUACCAGGAAUGGUGAUGGCUUUUCUAUACUGGUUUGGCAUUUUAAUCCAAGUUUUGAUAUUGUAUUGGUUCAGCAAUCAAGUUACAGUAGAGAGUUUAUCAGUUAGCUCUGGUAUAUUUGAAAGCAAAUGGAUAACCAUGGAUGCGAAAACACAAAAGGAAGUAGUUUUGCUGCAACUCACCACGUCCAAACGGCUUUGUUUCAGAGCCGGACCAUUUAGUGAAAUGUCUCUCAGCACCUUUACUGCAAUCAUAAGAGCCAGCUACAGUUUCUUUACACUACUGAAUAAAACAAAAUAGUAAAACAAGCCCAAUU